Pogonomyrmex barbatus (red harvester ant) is the source of this 7473-nucleotide messenger RNA. RefSeq names its product chromodomain-helicase-DNA-binding protein Mi-2 homolog (gene Mi-2). Lineage: Eukaryota; Metazoa; Arthropoda; Insecta; Hymenoptera; Formicidae. Gene Ontology annotation, cellular component: nucleus; chromatin. Gene Ontology annotation, biological process: chromatin remodeling. The record is from RefSeq and is a predicted model, not a curated record. Gene Ontology annotation, molecular function: ATP hydrolysis activity; ATP-dependent chromatin remodeler activity; DNA binding.
AUGCGCAACGAUAAAAUAGUAGUGGUGACCGAACAGCGAGGAAGCGGUAUAUCAUAUAUACAUAUACGUGUAUGAUACGUGAGUAUAUCGUAUAUACGAAGCAACGGCACGCCGAAGCAAGCUAAGCCGCACGUUACACCGCGCUACGCGAAGCGAGGACUCGCCGUGACGGCGUGUGUUACAUCUUCGCGGUGUUUCCACGCGUGAGGUGAAGGAAGAGCGGAAGAGCAGCGAGUGCGUUGCCGUCAUCGUCGCCGUUGCCGAGCGGAAUCGCGCGAAGCGGCGAGUUUGACGAUCCUCCUCCUCCUCAUCAUCGUCACCGUCACCGUCAUCGUCAUCGUCAUCGUUGUGUCGUGAUCGUGAUCGUGAUCGUGACUUGUCGUGCCUUGUGUCUUGUCAUUGUCGCCGUCGGUGCCGAGAAGCGGGCUCGGGCUGGAGAAUGGCGUCGGACGAGGAGGUGGACGAGAGCUACGCAGGAGAGGAUGACAUGGACGAAACUGGAGGACAGAUAUCAAAUGUUGGUCAGCAAGUAGAUGGGUCAUCCGAUGCUGAGGAGUCUCAAAGACUAGAGGAAGAUGAUGAUUAUGAGCCAGAAGAACGAAAAAAGAAAAAGGGAAAGCGAAAAGCACGCAGUGAGGAUAAGAAAGGAAAGAAGAAAAAGAAAAAGAAAAAAUCUGAUUCUGGAGAUGAAAGCGAUUUCGGUGGCGGUGAUGCGGGUGACGCGGCUGGUGAAGAUAGCGACUAUGCAGUCAACAGAAAAAGCAGGAAAUCAUCAUCUAGAAAAUCUUCUAGCCAUAAUACACCGACCACUCAGAGCCAAGAACCUACAACAGGCAUGCCAACGAUUGAGGAAGUGUGCAACACUUUCGGUUUGACAGACGUACAAAUUGAAUAUUCCGACGCUGAUUUCCAGAACUUAACAACGUACAAGCUAUUUCAACAGCAUGUCAGACCGCUUUUAGCAAAAGAAAAUCCAAAAGUUCCAAUGUCGAAACUUAUGAUGUUAGUGGCAGCAAAGUGGCGUGAUUUUUCUGAAUUAAAUCCACAUACGCAGCCAGAUGCGGAUGUCUCGUCUACAAACGUGGAUGACGAUAGUAGAAAUGCUAGAGCAAACCGAAGUGGUGCUAUACAAGAAGCCGAAGAUGAAGAGGAAGACGACGAAGACAGUGACAGAAAGAGAAAAUCACGAGGUUCAAGAGCGAAAAAAGGAAAAAAGACAUCGAAAGUACCAACGCUUAAAAUUAAGCUUGGGAAACGUAAACGUGGCAGCUCGGAUGAGGAAGCGGAAGGCAGUGCCGCAGGUUCCGCCGCAGAUUCCGAUAUGGAAUUCGAACAGAUGCUGGCUGACGCGGAGGAAACUCCCAAUGCUGAGGGUAACAAAGGCAACGUGGAAGAGGGUAGUGUUGAACCGCCGGCUGAGCCGCCGGUUCGCAGAAAGGCGAAAACUAAAAUUGGCAACAAGACCAAGAAAAAGAAGAAGACGAAAACUACUUCCAAGUUCCCGGAUGGAGAGGAAGGUCUCCAGACUGAUCAUCAGGAUUACUGUGAGGUAUGUCAGCAAGGCGGGGAAAUUAUAUUAUGUGACACGUGUCCUAGAGCGUAUCAUUUGGUAUGCCUAGAGCCCGAAAUGGAAGAAACGCCUGAAGGAAAGUGGAGUUGUGCUCAUUGCGAAGGAGAAGGUAUUGCAGGUGCAGCAGAGGAUGAUGAUGAACAUAUGGAAUUUUGUAGAGUAUGCAAAGAUGGUGGAGAAUUAUUAUGCUGCGACAGUUGUACAAGUGCAUAUCACACACAUUGUUUAAAUCCUCCUUUAUCAGAGAUUCCUGAUGGCGAUUGGAAAUGUCCUAGAUGUUCUUGCCCACCGCUAAGAGGAAGAGUCGCAAAAAUAUUAACUUGGAGAUGGAAAGAAUGUUCUGAUACUCCAUCAGAAGAACCUUCUACAAGCAAAGCUGCGCCCAAGCAAAGAAAAAUGCGUGAAUUCUUUGUCAAGUGGGCGGAUAUGUCUUAUUGGCAUUGUGAUUGGAUAACUGAACUGCAGCUUGACGUUUUUCAUCCUCUUAUGUACAGAAAUUAUUAUCGUAAAUAUGAUAUGGAUGAACCACCGAAAUUGGAGGAACCAUUGGACGAAAGUGAUACUCGUGUAAAACGUUUGAAAGAGCAAGAUGGUGCUACCAAUAGGGAUGAGUACAAUCUAGAAGAACGUUUCUAUCGUUAUGGUGUGCGUCCAGAAUGGUUGGUAGUUCAUAGGGUGAUCAAUCAUCGAUUGCAAAGAGAUGGUAGAGCCACGUAUCUUGUGAAGUGGAGAGAACUUGGUUAUGAUCAGGCAACAUGGGAGGAUGAACAUGCAGAUAUUCCUGGUUUGAAACAAGCUAUAGAGUAUUACUUGGAUCUCAGAGCUGCAAACUGUUGCGAUGGCAGUUCAUCGCGUAAAGGAAAAAAAGGUAAAGGCAAGAAAUCAAAAACGCGUGAGUUGAUUGAUGACGAGGAGAGAACUCCAAAACGAUACACGCCGCCGCCGGAUAAACCUACGACGGAUUUGAAGAAGAAAUAUGAGAGACAGCCAGAAUAUUUAGAUCAAACUGGAAUGCAGUUACAUCCUUAUCAAUUAGAGGGUUUAAAUUGGUUGAGAUAUUCAUGGGGCCAAGGUAUAGAUACGAUUUUGGCCGACGAAAUGGGCUUGGGAAAAACUAUUCAAACUAUAACAUUCUUAUAUUCUUUGUAUAAAGAAGGCCAUUGCAAAGGGCCCUUCUUAGUCUCUGUUCCAUUAUCUACUAUCAUCAAUUGGGAACGUGAAUUUGAAACUUGGGCACCUGACUUUUACUGUGUUACUUACGUAGGCGACAAAGAUAGCCGUAUCGUGAUUCGCGAAAAUGAAUUAUCAUUCGAAGAAGGUGCUGUGCGUAGCGGACGCGCAUCUAAAAUUCGAUCAUCCUCGAUAAAAUUUAAUGUCUUACUUACAAGCUACGAAUUGAUUUCGAUAGAUUCGGCAUGUUUAGGCUCCAUCGAUUGGGCCGUUUUAGUUGUAGAUGAAGCUCACAGAUUGAAGUCUAAUCAAUCGAAAUUUUUUAGAUUAUUAGCGUCAUACAAUAUUGCAUAUAAACUUUUAUUAACUGGUACUCCACUACAAAAUAAUUUGGAGGAACUUUUCCAUUUAUUGAAUUUCUUAUGUCGCGAUAAAUUCAAUGAUUUAGCGGCAUUCCAAAACGAAUUCGCGGAUAUUUCAAAGGAAGAGCAAGUCAAGAAACUACAUGAAAUGCUUGGUCCACAUAUGUUGAGAAGAUUAAAAGCUGAUGUACUGAAGAACAUGCCUAGCAAAUCUGAAUUUAUCGUACGCGUCGAAUUAUCACCAAUGCAGAAGAAAUACUACAAAUAUAUAUUAACAAGAAACUUUGAGGCUCUGAAUCCGAAGGGAGGUGGUCAGCAAGUAUCAUUAUUAAAUAUAAUGAUGGAUCUCAAAAAAUGCUGCAAUCACCCGUACUUGUUUCCCGCUGCGUCACAAGAAGCACCGACCGGACCAAAUGGAAGUUACGAAACAUCAGCGCUAAUUAAAGCUGCUGGCAAACUGGUUCUAUUGAGUAAAAUGCUUAAGAAACUACGAGACGAUGGGCAUCGAGUUCUUAUAUUCUCACAAAUGACUAAGAUGUUAGAUAUCCUCGAAGAUUAUUUGGAAGGUGAAGGAUACAAAUAUGAAAGAAUAGAUGGUAACAUAACGGGUGCGCAGCGUCAAGAAGCUAUCGAUAGAUUUAAUGCUCCUGGUGCGCAACAGUUUGUUUUUUUGCUUUCUACGCGCGCUGGUGGUUUAGGUAUUAAUUUAGCAACAGCGGAUACCGUAAUUAUUUACGAUUCCGAUUGGAAUCCGCAUAACGACAUCCAAGCGUUUAGCAGAGCUCAUAGGAUAGGCCAGGCCAACAAAGUUAUGAUUUACCGUUUUGUCACGCGUAAUUCUGUGGAAGAGAGAGUAACGCAAGUAGCUAAGCGUAAAAUGAUGCUCACUCAUUUGGUUGUGCGACCAGGCAUGGGCGGCAAAGGCGCCAAUUUUAGUAAACAAGAACUUGAUGAUAUCUUACGUUUUGGUACGGAGGAAUUAUUCAAGGAAGAAGAGGGUAAGGAGGAUGAAGCUAUACAUUAUGACGAUAAGGCUGUCGCCGAAUUGUUGGACAGGAGUAAGGAGGGUAUCGAGCAGAAGGAGAAUUGGGCUAAUGAGUACUUAAGUUCCUUCAAAGUUGCUUCAUAUGUGACAAAGGAAGGUGAAACUGAAGAAGAAGCAGAUACAGAGAUAAUUAAGCAAGAAGCGGAAAAUACAGAUCCAGCAUAUUGGAUUAAGCUGCUUAGACAUCAUUAUGAACAGCAACAGGAAGAUAUCGCUAGAACACUUGGCAAAGGUAAACGAGUACGAAAACAAGUUAAUUAUACCGAUGGUGGCGUAACUGGUGAUCAAGGCGCAAGGGAUGAUCAACCAUGGCAAGAGAAUCUGUCGGACUAUAAUAGUGAUUUCAGUGCGCCCAGUGACGACGACAAAGAGGACGAUGAUUUCGACGAGAAAGGUGAUGGAGAUUUAUUAUCUCGUAGAAGUAGACGAAGAUUGGAAAGACGUGAUGAAAAAGAUAGACCUUUGCCGCCUUUACUUGCCAGAGUAAAUGGAAAUAUCGAGGUAUUAGGUUUUAAUGCAAGGCAACGGAAGGCAUUCCUCAAUGCAAUUAUGCGUUAUGGAAUGCCGCCUCAGGAUGCUUUUAAUUCUCAAUGGUUGGUACGUGACCUACGUGGAAAGUCUGAAAAAAAUUUCAAAGCAUAUGUUUCCCUUUUUAUGCGACAUCUCUGUGAACCGGGUGCUGACAAUGCAGAAACGUUUGCGGAUGGUGUCCCACGAGAAGGUCUUAGUCGGCAGCAUGUAUUAACAAGAAUCGGUGUUAUGUCUUUAAUUAGAAAGAAGGUUCAAGAAUUUGAACACAUCAAUGGCUAUUAUUCGAUGCCAGAGAUGAUACGUAAGCCAGUAGAACCUGUUAAAGUUGGAGAGGGAGUUGGAGAUGCAGCAACAGGUACUAGUAGUACUAGUGCCACCCCAGCAACUUCAAAUGCCCCCAGUCCUAGCCCUGCUGCUACGCCAACUCCGACUUCAACUUCUACGGGUAACGAAACUAACAAAACAAAUUCUGAUUCAUCUGAAGUUAAGGAAUGCAGAGAUGAAUCAAAAGAAAAGGAGAGUGGUGACGCAAAAGAUUCGAAGGAAGAUCCGAAAAAUUCUAAAGAAGAUGAAGAAACGAGUAUUGAGAAAGACAAGGAAAAGGAGGAUAUUAAAAAGGAAGAAAAAGAUGCUGAAACGGAGACCACAGAUAAAGAGAAGGACAAAUCUGAUACGAAAGACGAGAAAGCCGUAACAAAACAUGAUGAUAAAACGGAAAACAACGAGAAUAAGAAAUCCGAACCGGAAGAAGAUGUUGUUAUCGUUAAAGAUGAUGAAGAAGAGGUUGAAAAACGAGAGGAGAAAGAUAAUAAAGAAAAGGAUGUCAAGGACUGUGAUUCAGAAGUAAUGAAGCCUAAGCGUAAAUUCAUGUUUAACAUUGCCGAUGGUGGUUUCACGGAAUUGCAUACACUUUGGCUAAAUGAAGAAAAAGCUGCAGUUCCAGGUCGUGAAUAUGAUAUUUGGCAUCGCCGACAUGAUUAUUGGCUUUUGGCUGGUAUCGUGACGCAUGGUUAUGGUCGUUGGCAAGACAUUCAAAACGAUAUUCGGUUUGCAAUCAUCAAUGAACCAUUCAAGAUGGAUAUGGGAAAAGGUAACUUUCUGGAUAAAAAUAAAUUUUUGGCGAGACGCUUUAAACUCUUAGAACAAGCAUUGGUAAUUGAAGAGCAGCUCAGGCGAGCCGCUUAUUUGAAUCUCACACAGGAUCCUAAUCAUCCUGCUAUGAGUCUUAAUGCACGAUUCGCUGAAGUUGAAUGUCUUGCCGAAUCCCAUCAACAUCUUAGCAAAGAGAGUCUUGCCGGUAAUAAACCAGCAAAUGCGGUGUUGCAUAAGGUGUUAAAUCAGUUGGAAGAAUUAUUAUCCGAUAUGAAAUCAGAUGUGAGUCGUUUGCCAGCGACAUUAGCUCGUAUUCCACCAGUUGCUCAAAGACUCCAGAUGUCUGAGAGGUCAAUAUUAAGUCGUCUGGCAGCUACGGCACCUGGCGGAACUAGUUCUCAGACUGGACAAGCGUUACUGGCACAACAAUUUCCAGCCGGUUUCUCCGGAGGACAAUUGCCAGCUACCUUUGCAGGCGCUGUUAAUUUCGGCAACUUUCGACCACAAUACUCAGUUCCAGGACAACCACCACAAGGUUUUACAGCCUGAAUGUUAAGUGUUGGAACACAGUGGCUCAAAAAAGGACUCAAAAUAGCGCAAAUUGAACUGUCUUGCGAAAAUCAUUUGCGCUGUAACAUUAUUUUUCGUAAAUUACAGUUUUUAGCUGAAUUUUUCUAGAAAAAAAAGAUAUGAAGAGAUUCCCACAUGAAGACGUAAUAUUUUACAAAUCGAGUUGCAUUACUUCUGUAUUUAUUACGUGUACAUUCGGCAUAUAGAUUCAAGAUUUCACAUUCUCUAUAUUUAUACAUGCGUUCUUUAUAAGAAAUGACGUAGAUUAUUUUCCUAAGUUUCUUUUUAAGAAUUUGAUUCACAUCCUCUUAGCUUUUAAUGUAUUGCACGUAGUAAAACGAGUACAUUAUCUACUUAAGUCUAUUUAAGACCUUUUAGUUUAUAAUGUCGAGUUUCUUCAUAUUGUCACAUUUUUAAGGUGCUCUGAUUCAAGCAGUCUAUCACUUGUAAUUUAUUCAUGAAAUUUGCGACAAUAGGUUACGCGCGAGCGAUAAACUUAGAAUAUCCACGAUACUUUAAGGCCUGCGGUUCAUUUCGAAUUAUAUGUUUGCUACGGUGAACAAUCACUUUAUGCGUCAAGACUGACAUUCGGACAAUGUAGCUCAGAGAAUCUUGCAUGAUACACUUGUUGUAAUGCAUGGGUUGUAGAAUUCCGAUACAAUGCGAAUCUUCCCAAGUCUCUAUUUCUUUUGGUUUGCUCCUUAUCAAAGAAAGUUUGUGUAAUUUUUUGACGAGAUAGGAAAAAUGAAGGUUGUUUAUGCUUAAGAUCUAUUUAAGUAGAUUUCCUUUUUUUAUUUUUUAAUGCAGAUUUUAUUACUUAAGAAAGAGUAAGCAUUUUUAGCUUCUUCCUAGCAAUAGAGUGUGGUGAACUCGUCUUUCUCAUUAAGAUGAGUGCACAUUUGGACAUUGAAAACUGAAGUAAAAGCUGUCUAUGUAUGAAAAUAUGACAUCGGAAACGUAUCUCUGUACAUAUAAUCAUCGUAUUUAUAAAAAGAAAUCAUCCAAUAAUAACAGUUCACGUAUAUUAAACUUGUAAAUUGUGAUAUCGUCUGUGCCCCAUGCAUUACUGUAAAGUGAACUAAUGCAAUCGCCACAAGGUACCGACGAUUUUGAAUAAACAUAUGCGUAUCGUU